AGGAGCCUCUCCCCGGCGAGCGGCCUCCCGCCCGCCCUCCGGUGCCCAGCGUUGCCUGCAGAGCUGCGGCAGCACCGGCGACUGACUCGGCGGGGGGAGGAGAAGAGGAGGAAAAGAAAUCGGAUUGCCGAAAGGAUUAGGAAGCGGGGUGGGGAGGCGAAGCUCUCUCCUCCCGUCCCUCCCCGCACACACUUGUGAAGCUAUUCAGAGUUAUCCUUCAGCAUCAGUGGCGAGCGAGCCCGGGGGAGCCGCGACCGCGAAAGGCGCUCGGCAAACUGCAAGAGCGAUCAGAGGGAGGGGAGCGGCCCGGGACGCCCGACCCUGCCCCGGCCCCUGUCCUUGCCCGUGGGGCACCGCACUUCCCGGCUCCGGUGUUCUAUAUAUUACUCUCUUUUUUUAAGAUUUCCCUGCUCCUCUCGCUUUUUUGGAGAAGGACAGGAUUUGGAGCAUUGCGGGUGGGCGUGCUGCCGGACCGCGUGCCCUGAACGUGCGGGGAGAGAGGGAGGGAGAGAUGCCUCUGAUUAGAGGGAAAGUCGUGCUCAUCCUGAGCUUCGUCUUCCUGACAACUUUCGCGGCUGUGGUGAGAGGACUACCCGUGAGGAAACAGCGCAGCAGCAGCCCGAAGGAGAGGAGCUCCAAGCUGGCAGAGGGCUGUCUGGCCAAAAAGAGGAUCUCACUUUCCCAGAGCCAUCUCGCCCUGCUGAGGAUCUCCAGUUUGUGUUGUCACCCAGGUCUGCCCUGUGAGGAGCAUCUUGUCGUGCUGCUGCCUCAUCAGGAGGGCCCAGCUGGGGUCUCUGCCUCAUCCGGUCCUCGUUCGGCAGGGGAUGAGGAGCUGCCACCAUCAGGCAAGGCGCGGGGGCUGAGGCGGAGCGGGCAGGCUGGCCCGCGGCGGCACAGGCGUCGGGGGGUGGCUCAGCAGGCUGCCAGGAGCCCAGCAGUGCCCCAGCCCAGCAGUACUGGCCAGGAGGAGAGCCUGCCCUUCAUGCUGGACCUGCAGAGCUUGCCAGGGCUGGCCAAUGUGGACCUGAGUGCCCAGAACCCCAACAUUCAGGUGACCAUUGAAGUGGUGGAUGAUCCUCAGGCCGAGAUGGAGAUGGACUUGUUGAAGGAGACAAGAAAUGACUGGUCUCUGACAUCCUCUGAGUGGUUGUCCCACAAGGACCUGUUCUGGCCCCUCUUCUGGGAAUACACUGACCUUACCGAGGGGGAAGAGGAGGAGGAGGAGGAGGAGGAGGAGGAAGAAGAAGAGGAGGAGGAGGAAGAGGACGACAACCUGGAUGUAGGGGACAAGGAGGAAGAAGAGGAUGAUGAUGAGGAGGAAGAUUACACAGCAGAGUAUGAGGAGGAGGAGGAGUCCAUGCUCAGUGGAGUGGGAGGUAACUGGGACCAGCGAUGGCCUGGGCAGAAGAACUGGAUCUUUAAGGAAAAAUAUAAUUACGACUAUGAAGAUGAGGAGGAGUGGAGCCUGUGGUCCCCUUGCAGCACUACCUGUGGCAGUGGGAACCAGAAGAGGACCCGGUCCUGUGGUUAUGCCUGCACAGCAACGGAGUCGAGGACCUGCGACCUGCCACACUGCCCUGGUGCAGAAGGGGAAAUGGUCUUCCCCACAGAAGAGACACCUUUCAAAAGUGACAACACCACAGAGCUGUUCAACUCAGAGGUGGACAGCUGUGAGAAGUGGCUGAACUGCAAGAGCGACUUCCUCACCAAGUACCUGAGCAAGGUGCUGACGGACCUGCCCAGCUGCCCCUGCUCCUACCCAUUGGAAGCCGUCUACAGUGCCGUCAACCUGCGGGACGAGCAGCAGGGCAAGAGCUUCCGAUGGCGGGAUGCCAGUGGCCCCAAGGAGCGCCUGGACAUUUACAAGCCGACAGCACGGUUCUGCCUGCGCUCCAUGCUCUCCCUGGACAGCACCACCCUGGCUGCCCAGCACUGCUGCUAUGAUGAGCACACCCGCCUCAUCACGCGCGGCAAGGGGGCCGGCGUCCCCAAUCUCAUCAGCACUGAGUUCUCCCCAGAGCUGCACUACAAAGUGGACAUGCUGCCCUGGAUCCUUUGCAAGGGCGACUGGAGCCGGUAUCACGCUGUCCGGCCCCCCAACAAUGGGCAACGGUGUGCGGACAACCCCACCGAGGAGGAGUACCUCUCCCAGCUGCAGGAGGCCAAGGAGUACUAGCCACAGCCACUCUCAAAGGAGCCACAACCACCACUGGCUUACACCCCUGCGCAGCCUGGCGAGCCCUGGCCCUGCUCAUGGGCUCCUCAGUGGUGCCAAGCAGAGCAGGGAGGAUGCACCAUCUGUCUCAGCCCCUCAGAGGGGUGCCUCAGCCCCCCUCGGAUUUCUGAGGGUGCCGGAGGUUAUCGUGGUGCAAUCCCUGCCAUGCCACCCAGGGCAGUCCUGUAAUCCAGGGCUCCUGGGCUGGCACAUGGGGAACAGCAAGGGCUCAGAGGUGUAAAGGGAAGAAGGGGCUGCUCCUGCCCGCUUUUAUUCUAUACGACCUUUCAAUGCAACCUGAAAGCUGAGGGCGGGGUGAAGCAGACACAGCUCCUACUGGCUUCAUGCCUUGUCUGAGGAGCUGGUGAGGCACGGCUGCCUGCUCUUGCCUGUGCACCUGCCCUGGCACACACUGGUUUAUGUCUGAAACUGGGGGUAGGUCCUUUAGAGAGCACAUGGCUGUGCCAGCCAUGUGUACAGAGCAGGGUUUGCAUGCUCCUCUGGUUUGUGCAUGCACAGUUGGGAAGGAGCAGGGAAAAGCUUAGCAGGGUCCAUAGGCCCAGGGUGGGUGUGGGGCAGGAGGAGACUGGCUGCCUGGGCUCUCUUGGCAGGAUUGCCUUGCCGCCGGGGUUUGGGUUGCCAAAGCUAGACAUGGGUGGGCUUCAGCGGAGGUCACCACAGGGGACACAUCACCUGUGUGCAUUUCAGCCCCUCUGCCUUGGUGCUUGGGGGAGCAGGGUGGUAGCACCCGUGCAAGUCCCAGCACUAGCCCACUGCCAGGCCUUGGUGCCCUGGCAGCCCCCAGAGGGUCUCAGUGCUCAGGAGCCCCCAUAACACAGCCUAGAAGGAAGUCCUGUAUUUCUCACUCACAGGCCUGCUAGAGGCAGGAGGCACCUUGGCCACUGCACAUGCCAUUGCUGGCGAGGAGCAAAAAGCACCAAGCCAAGCUCUCCAUGGGGAUAGGAACAAGUCAGCUGCCAUUAGGAGCAUCCAGCAUUGCCCUCUCUGGUCUGCUGCUGGACACGGGCCCUGCUCCAUGCUGUCUUUUCCCAGGUGCCCAGCAGGAUACAGCCCAGGGAAAGCGAGGCGUGGACACACCCUGCACCUCUCAGGCUCACUGCCGGGCCAGGCGAGCAAGUGUGGCUCCAAAGAAGGAACAUGCACAUGCUAAUAAUGUCAAUACCUAGUGUCCACAGAUCAUGGAUCAUGAUGCUCUCUGGUGCACUUUGGUCUUGCCUGGGUUUCAUUCAGCUUUUCACAGGUCCGUGGCAGUGUGUUCCAGCAUAUUUUGUGAGCUUUUCUGCAAAGAAACUGGACUGAGCACCUUUAUCCCUGGACAUUCAGUUGUUGAACCUGGCAGAAACUUUGCAGCUUUCAUUUGGAAAAUUUUAUGCAUCAGAGGAAAUAAAAGAGCGAGUCAAGCACACAUAAAGAAGAAUGGAGUAAUUUCUAGACUAGAAGUUUCAUCUGAGGCUGUUUGCUACUCCAUGUAUUUCUGCGGGACACUGUUGGACCAAAAAAAUAUGUCUGGUUGCAGAGGUCCUUGGCUGACCAUCCAGUGCUGUGUCUGUCCUUCUUGCAGUUUUCUCCAGCAUCAGUGAAUAUCCAUGGUCUGAAAGCAAUCUGGGGAGUCUUUCUGGGAGCAUCUUUAUAUAUUUUGAAUGUAUAUUGAUCCUUUUGUCUUGGUUACUGAUAGAAUAUUGUGUCUUUGUUCAUCAGUAUCUAAGACUUCCU
Molecule: messenger RNA, 3949 nt
Organism: Empidonax traillii (willow flycatcher)
Lineage: Eukaryota; Metazoa; Chordata; Aves; Passeriformes; Tyrannidae
Gene: ISM2
Product: isthmin 2
Exons: 7
Coding region: 512-2176 (554 amino acids)
Source: RefSeq, a predicted model, not a curated record